CAUUUGUGUGAAUGCAGUAUUUAGGACCUUCAUGCCAUGGAAGCACAGCUGGAGCAGGAGACCAGUACACCUCGCCCCCAAUCCCGCCAUUGCUUCAGAUGUACGAGGCGAAGAUUUCGCAUAGCUUUGGCAGUUGCAAUUCUCUUACUUUGUGCGGCUGUUGGCUACGCAGUGUCAUUGGCUUUGAAGGGGCAACCAGUUCACUACUCUGAGGAAGUUGCUGUGAGGAUGGCGCAAUUGGCCGGAGCAGCGUAUUGCUCCCCGUCAUCCUUGAAGGCAUGGAGUUGCGGAAGCAAAUGCUUGACGUCAGUGUCAAUGCCGAAGGUGUGCAUAGGCGCAACUACGCAAGCCUUUGUCGCCAAAUUUGAGGGAGAUGGCAUCAUAAGCUUUGAAGGCACCAAGAGCUACAUGUCGAUGGUUCAAGAUCUCAGAAUCUGGAAGAAUCUUACUGAUUGGCACACUGGUGGUAAAGUCCACGAAGGGUUUUUAACCGAGUGGGAGAGUUUGCGCAGCUGUGUGAUGGAUGCUUUGGUGACCAUUGGCUUCCCCAAAGGAUCUGGGAUCAGAGUCACAGGCCACUCGUUGGGCGGCGCAGUCAGUGUGCUGGCAAUGGUUAGACGACCUCACAAGGACAGCGUCGACGCUCGACACAUUUCACCAGCACAUCGGCCUCACAAACUCCAUUCAUAUAAGGUUGAUUUGGACAGCGGUUGGCAUGUUCGCGAAGCCUACACCUUUGGAAUGCCCAGAGCUGGCGAUGCUAUCUUUGCUCGAAGAUUUGACAGGAAGUUCUUCCAGCGCUUUUUUCGCGUGACUCACCACAUGGACCCGGUGCCACAUGUACCGCCCGAAGACUUUGGUUAUCAACACUUGGCCUCCGAGGUGUUUUAUGAUAGAAAUCUCGGAGGAGGCUUCCGACAAUGCGAGGAGGCUGAAGAUGAAAUGUGUUCUGCCAAAUAUUGGGAUUUACCCCAUGAUCUUUUCCACAUCGAGGACCACAAGGACUACAUGGACCAACAGACUGGUUCAGAAGGAUGUGAAGGACGUGCUUGGAGAGUAAAGUGAUGCCUCAUUUAGACAGACCGUGAGUCAUGCAAAGCAUGGUGAGCAGAUUUCGGGAACGGUGUCAGCUAAUUGCAUGGUCCGGUCCUGUUCGUUUGGGGUCCUUCUUAUGCAAGUUCCCAAUUGGACCUAAGGAUGUCUUUGCG
This is a messenger RNA of Durusdinium trenchii, 1208 nucleotides long. NCBI's taxonomy places the organism in Eukaryota, Dinophyceae, Suessiales, Symbiodiniaceae. The record is from the annotation of a GenBank genome assembly.